Messenger RNA from Eucalyptus grandis, 1128 nucleotides. RefSeq lists its product as uncharacterized. Lineage: Eukaryota; Viridiplantae; Streptophyta; Magnoliopsida; Myrtales; Myrtaceae. The record is from RefSeq and is a predicted model, not a curated record. The transcript has a single exon. Bases 312 to 881 code for a protein of 189 amino acids.
UGACAUGAACUUGGAUCGGCCAGAGAUCACGGGGAUUUUGCGAUGCACAGCGGAGCAGCUGAUCUCGACCGCCGAAUUCCGUCCACAUAAGCAUAUCCCCGCACGCUCGCUCGGCAAUUACCGAACUGCCCUUCCUCGUCAUCACUCACGCUCGGGCGGAAAUAUCGCUCCCCCCCUGCGAUCCCCUGUUUCGGUUCAGCUACAGCGUAACCUUUCGUCCUCCCGACAGCACCCAAAAAGAAGGUACAGACAAGAGCUCUCACCUACUGGAGAGAGAAGAGAUAGAGAGAGAAAGAGGAGAGAGAGAAUCCAUGGAAUUGGAAGAAUUGGAAUCGCCCGCUUCGUCGAGGCGCAACAAGGAAGCAGAUCCGAUGAUGAUCGAAGAAGGGCUGUCCUCCCCGGGCCACGCCGCCUCCUCCUCCGCCCUCUGCUGCAACGACUGCUUCGGCUUCCGCCGCCCCGGCCGCCGCGCCGCCCGGCCGUCCUCCUCCUCGUCCAGCUUCUGGGAGCGCAUCGGCUCGUCCCACUUCGACCGCCGGUGGUGGGCGCCGGGGCUCCGGGUCCUCAUGAAGCUCCGGGAGUGGUCGGAGGUCGUCGCCGGCCCAAGGUGGAAGACCUUCAUCCGGCGGUUCAGCCGGAGCCGGAGCAUCGGCGCGGCCGGGGGAGCCCACGACCAGUACAGGCACGGCGGCAGGUUCAACUACGACCCCAUGAGCUACGCCCUCAACUUCGACGAGGGCCCCGGGCACGACCCCCACCACCUCGACGACGAGGACUACUUCCGCCGCUACCGGAACUUCUCCGUCCGGAACGGGCCGGCCGCCGGCGGCGAGGGCCCGGCGGCGGGGAAGAGCAAGGACGGGAUGGCGGUGGCUGCAUGACGGGGUCCCAACUCCCCACGACCCGCCGUCGUGGGGGGUUGGACCCCGUGACGUCACUUGGCUGCUUGAUAUUUAUACACCCCCUUUUUUCUGGAUUGUAAAGUGAUUGUCGUUUUGAGUGGGUCAGUGUUGUCGUUUUAUGCUCGCAGCGUACGGAAUGGCUCUGUAAAUGGUAGCUUGCACGUAGGAGUGAAGUCGCGUCUUCCGCGCAUUUGAUUUGAAAAAGUUCCGUGCACGUAUUACUCAA